AUGGCCACCAAGGAGAACCAGGGUGGAAAAAAUGGCGCGAAGGUCCUCUUCUCGAAGGAAGACAUCAGGGAGCAAUACUGUAUCACGAGGAAGGAGCUGCAGACAUUCGAAGAUAAGAGAUCCAAGAAACUGUUUGGCUGUUUAGUGAAAGCUUCCUGCGCAGGAAGCAGUAAAGAUAGAAAAACAAAGCUGUCCUGCAUCCAGAAUGACGAACCCAGUGUGGCUUAUGGUGAAGACAACCGACAAUCAGGAACGAAAACGCAUGAAUCGCUCAGCAAAAAAGAGUCAUCCGAACAUGAAGACGCCGGGUUCCGCUAUCGACCGAAGCCGUUUUGUCUGCAGAAUCCGAACCGUUUCCAGUACAACCCCGAGGCGGCGUCGCAGGCCGAAACCUCAUCGAUACGGAUGCUUCCUUGUCGAUCGGCUUCGGCACGACCGCGCUUACAGAGCCAGCACAGCUCACAGGGCAGCAUCACCUCGUCUAGGACCUAUCUUCCCAAUAGAUCGUACGAAAUCUCGUACGUUCCGCAAACGCAACCCGACAAACAGGUGUCGGGCUGCCGAUCCGUGGACGCUCUCAACGACGUUGCUUGGAGAGGCAGCAGCUUCAACGAAGCACCCACUACUCCGCUGCCCGAAUAUUCGAUGACGUUAGACAGUCGACACCACCACCUCCACUACGCUAACCACCACAGCCAGAUUCACAACAACAUCAACAACAGCAGCGGUGGGGGAGCUGGGGGAACUACCAGUCACCACGGCGGUACUCCAAGACCGAAAUCCGUUGCCGCAGGACCGAUCAACCACCACCAGGAACCAAUCGACGGCAGUGCGAGUAUGGUUAGAUCCAAUACUGUCGGGGGAGGUUUAGAGGACGUAGAUGCCAUGUUAGUUGGACCCAUGGCCACUUCAACGCCAUUGAAUGUCAGCCGAAACAGGUGUAAUGUAUGCCAUUGCUCAUCCUUCUCGGUGGAUAAUCAGGAGAAUUUAGCAGACGUGACGCAGUAUUACUUGCCGCGCUCAUUCGAGGAGAGUCUGAGUCAGUCAGGUCGCAUGUCGGCCGCACGUCGGGCUCUACAACGGACCCAGGCGACGCAGACAGCUACGGCAACAGCCGACAACACGACAUGUACCUCAGUCACUCCGACCUCAUCGCGAACUCCAGAAGUUCCUCCGGAUUACCUGACUCUCUCACCGCGGACGGCAGCUGCUUCGGUAUCGUCCAGUAGGAAAUCCUCGAGAAGGCGAAAGGCGAGCCGAGACUCGAGCUCACGCAAGGCAUACACAUCUAUUGACUCUGACACCGAUGAAAGCAUCGACGACGAGAUAAUGGAAGUAGAUCUCCAAGGCGCUCAGCAUCGACUGCUGAAUACGGCCUCGGGGCGUCAGACCGUCCCGGGUUGCCCGCAGCAAAGUUCGCAAAACGCCACGGCCAUGGCUGCGACGACGACUCCGAGUCCAGAGCUCAAAUCGCAGACAAGCAGACAGAAAUCAUUGUCGAAAGCCUCCUCCUUCGACGCUUCUUCAACCACACUCACUACCGUCGACGCCCUCCUGAACACGACGUUCGAUGCACAAGACGAAACACCCGAAAAAUCGACGUCGGAAAAGUCACGCUCCCGUCGGAGUUCCGCGCCCCGUCGGGGAUCCCGCACGUCGGACUCUCUCAAACAAACAAUAUCCUACGCCCAGUAUUUGUUGCAGCCUGCGUGCGACUUUCAGGAUGAGAAUUCCGGGAGUUUUAGCGCCGAAGUUCUGAGCGCCACGGUCGCCGCUGAAAAUCUUAACUCUCCAGACAGCGAAUCUUCGAGCAGUCGAUUCACCGAACGAGAGUCAUCGUGCAAAAGUUCAACGUCGAGCUCGGCAGGAGCUCAAAAAGCGGCGGGUCGGGAAGAUGUCCGGAUGGCUUCGCUCCGACCACCUCUCGAGGAAGUCAAAAGCGACAGCACCUCAGCCGAAUAUAUUACUGCAACCGACGGCAAAAAUUCGAAAACGAUUACAAAGGGACUUUCGUCCCACGAGGGUAGCACCUCGUUCGAAAGUGCCUGCGAGCCCAGUUCUGCCCGGGCGUCUGACUGUCAGUCGGAUCCAGGCCAGAGAAUGGAACAACAGAGAUCCGGGAGUUUGGACCGAAGUAGUUUGCCGUCGCCUCCCGCUGAAAUGCGCUUGGCGGAGCACGCGGAGAUCCCUUGUUCCAGCGAGGAGGACUCGACGAAGAAAGAGGAAGAGCCAGCAGACGAGGAUCCCGUUGAGGAUGACCAGAGUUCAGAAGGGGAAUACUCCCUUGGCACCGCCGAGGGCAUCGAAGGCGAGACCGAUAAGUCUGACGAUGACGCCGAGGCAGAAGAUCCGCUCGGACCAGUUGACGACGACGAACCGAUGGAGGUCACAGCUCUGCCCUCACCCAUCGAAACUUCUUCUCCGAAAAUGAGCCACAAGAGAUUCCCUCCGUUGGACCAGCAGCCGCCCACGCAUAUCUGCGAGGUGUUCGAGGACGAGAUGCACGGGAAAGCUCUCAUACUUCCCUUGAUGACGUUCCGUGAUGUUCAGAACGCUUUGGGGCGAGCCGAUUUGCGGCAAUACGACGAAUUGUCGACAGUUUCUGAAGUCUCUGAGGAGAAUUCAACAUCUGAGCAUCAGAACACGGAACGCUAUACUCCGACCAGCUCUUGUGGCUCAACGGGAACCAUCAAAAGGAUUUAUCACCGACCCGAAUCACCUCAAAGGAGAUAUUUCCAAGAUGCACAUAAUGAAGCUAGCGUUCUCGACCAGGAUUCCACCGAACUCAGAGAUACGUCCGCGGAACUGAACGCAUCGAACGAGAGUGGUGGAACUUGCAUCGAGGUUACGCCAAACGACAGUGCCGAUUCACUUUCGAUGACCUUCAAGCCAGAGGAGCUGCGUGCCAUCAUGUUCGGAAGCCGUCUGCAGGGCCAAUCUGAACAGCCAUCGCUAGAGGAAGAGGAAACACCAGCAGCCGCCGCCAACACCGACAUCUGCGAGGCACCGACCACGUCAACGACCCACGAAGUGGAGUCCGGAGCAUCGGAGCUUCUAGACCUAGAACCUCAACCAAUGGGUCCUCCGGUUCCCAUAGCUCCACCACGAACCACCACCGUUCUGGCGGAAAUUCACCAACGGGAGAGCAAGGACAAGGUCAUCCGGAAAAACGUUCUACGGGACUCGACCAAAGAAGGCAGCAGCACCGAGCCCGGGACGCCUUCCUCAACACCGACAAGCAACAGUAGCAGCAGCGGUCGGAAGGAUCGUGUCUUGACUGAAACCGCGGCCAAGCGUGGCAGAUCUCUGUCGCGCGGACCGUGCGAAUUGACGACGACUUGCAGCAUUAUCACGACGCAGCUGCGCGAAGACUCCGAGGACUUUGGAAUGCACGCAGAUUCAUUUCUCUCGAGCCGAUGGAUUUACAUAACGAGCGAAGACGAAGUAAUGACGUGGAGGUCGAACAACGGGGGCGUCAAGAAGAACGCUCCUAAAGAAGACCGAUCCCAGCUGAUCAUUAAGCAGAAUCUGAUACGAUGUGAUUCCACGGAUUCGGAGCGCGCCUUUCAAAAACACUACACAACCAUCACGCACCGCAUGAUUCAUAGAAAGGCUAGCUUAGAGAUGUACAAGCGAGUUAUGCAACGAUCCUUAGAGCCGACAAAGACUGUAAGGAUCGAGCGACAGAAUGGAGAGUUCGGCUUCCGUAUCCACGGGUCGCGGCCGGUUGUUGUCUCCCUGAUAGAAAAGGGAACUCCAGCAGAGAGCUGCGGUCUCGAAGUGGGCGAUAUCAUUGUAUCAAUCAAUGGUGUAAGCGUCAUGGACGCGUCACAUACCGAGGUGGUCCGCGUUGCCCACGCCGGAGCUGAAACGCUCAAAUUAGAGCUAGCGCGCACGUGUCAUAUCCUUGCACCUAAAGUCGACGUACCUGAACCAGAGAUGCAGGGCUAUCUGCAACGACUGUUCUCUUCGAGCUCAAGUCGUCGAUGGUGCCGGCGUUAUUUCGUUCUGAAGAAAAGCGGCAGACUCAGCUGGUUUAUGGCCAAAGGCGAGACAGAUCCUCUAGGCGCCCUCAUGGUCGAAAACCUCAAGGUGGAACGCGUCGUGGAGCCUGGAGCUGAGCACGCCUUCAAGUUGACGUUUGAAGGUGGCUCUGCAAACAAGAACAACACAUCCGGAAGUGGAACCUACUUUGCAGCGGAUGACGAGGACAGCGCCACGAAGUGGAUUGAGGCUUUCAAAAAAAUGGCCAGCACCUCCCUGACGCACCAGGAACGUUUCAUGAAAGAAGUUGAAGAAAACCUUGCUCGUCCUGUCGACUCCAUCUCGCAGCCCGAUUGUCAAGGAUUUCUAUGCAAGUUCAACGAUAAGUGCACCAGCUGGAAGAAUUGUUACUUGGUGCUCAAAGAUGCAUCGCUAUACGUUUAUGAGGACAGGAACGACCAGAGGGCCUUAGGAGUGUACUUGCUUCACGGCUACCGAGUCCAAAGCUCGUCGACAAUGGGCAAGAAGAACAUUUUCGAAGCCAUUGCCCCGAGACCUUUCACGAACAACCUCUUGUUCCUCGCUGAGAGCGAGCAAGAGAAGAAAAGAUGGCUUGCUUCCUUAGAAUAUUCAAUUGAUCGCUGGCUCAAAGUCUGACUAUCCCCAAUGACCGCGCGACCCUUCCCCGACAAGCAUGGCUGAUUCCGUGAUGCAGCAACCACCGCAGUCGCCCACCACCGGUGAAAAAUCGGCGAAUGCUCUCCUACGGAUGUUUGACCUUAGCUCAAACUUUUGGUUGAAUUCUGAUACGAUUCACCUCGUAGACUGGAAAAAUUGGAGCGAAGGAGAAAAUCGCUCUGCGAUCAAUGACGGUACCAUUGAUCGCGUGCGAAGAGAACAGAGGCGUCGCGUCGUCCC
Messenger RNA from Galendromus occidentalis (western predatory mite), 4902 nucleotides. RefSeq names its product serine-rich adhesin for platelets. Bases 1 to 4641 code for a protein of 1546 amino acids. The transcript has 19 exons. Lineage: Eukaryota; Metazoa; Arthropoda; Arachnida; Mesostigmata; Phytoseiidae. Gene Ontology annotation, molecular function: protein binding. The record is from RefSeq and is a predicted model, not a curated record.